Xenopus laevis (African clawed frog) is the source of this 1790-nucleotide messenger RNA. RefSeq lists its product as uncharacterized. NCBI's taxonomy places the organism in Eukaryota, Metazoa, Chordata, Amphibia, Anura, Pipidae. The transcript has 8 exons. Bases 234 to 1166 code for a protein of 310 amino acids. The record is from RefSeq and is a predicted model, not a curated record.
GUCAGUCUCUCAAGUAACUGACAGCAACACAUUCUAUUCUUUGAAUCAACAUCAAGAGAGAAAGGAAUUUCCCUGUUCAGCAGCAGCUCCUCACUCGUUGGCAUUAUCAGAAAACAUGUGACAGAGCCAAGAAUGAAUAAAAUCAGUGACGGGGACUUAUCUCAGUCUUUUUGGGGCUGUCGGAGGCAGAAGACACAUGUGGCUCCUCUGAUCCUGACCCAGAGCUGCUGAACAUGAGCCGGGCCCUCCUGCUGCUCCUCUGCUCCCUGCUCUAUGGUAUUGGAUCCCACAUGAACAUCCAGGAGAUAGUGGCUUAUGAAGGAAGUUUGAUUCUCUUGGGAGGAAGACCUGACUUCAAUGAGCAAAUGGUGGUUGAUCUAUACAAAGACCUUACAUGGUUGGGCACGUACCAUCACGGAUUUCAAUGUGCCAGUCAGUAUGAGGAACGUCUAGAGUUCCACCAAGAGAAUGGCAGCUUCUCAUUGAGGGACCUUGGGGAGAACGACCACGGCACAUACACUUAUGAUGUGCUUCAAAUUAUAGAUGGGAAGAACAAUAAAACCCAGGUUAAGAUUCAUGUGACUGUGACAGAGAAAAAGGCAGUGACUGUGGAGCCAAGUGGGAUAUCUCCAAUUAACCAGAGAUCUGUAACCAGCACCGACAGUACCAGUACCAACAGCACUAGGACAAGCACAACAUUUAUUUCAGAAUUUACUGUGAAUGUGAUGGGGCAGGUAUGUGUCUGGCUGUGCUGUGUGGCGCUCCUCCAUCCACUGCUAAUUCUCAUCUGCACCCUCAUUAGAUGCCACCCAAGGGGGAGGAGGCUCCCGAAGUUCUGCAAUGAGUUGAUGGAAACCAUGGGCUCUUUGUCCCUAUCCUGUGUCUUUUUCAGCUCAGUCUUCUGGCUUUUCUAUGAUAAUGGGGCUGGAGGGACUAUGACUUGGUGCCUUAGUGUCAUCUCCAUAAUCCUCAUUGCUGUGAAUGCAUCUCCGGUGGUGAAGUGGUGCACGACUCCAUAUGGACCUGAAAGUUCUACGUUACCCUUCUGCAAUGUGAUUGAUACCAACACAAAGAGUCCACUCACCCCUCGGCUCUGCGGAUAUUUCAGUCUCCUGCUGGUGGCGCUGUUCUCCCUCUCCACUAUUCUUGGCUUUUACCUGACAUGAAGAAGAUGGGGAUCAGCGUAUGGAGAGAGGGGACAAAACAACGGACAGCAAGUGCAAAUGAAAUGUAGAAAACAGACGAUUGACAUGAAAUCUCCAGUGGGCUCUGAGAUGCCUUUUGUUUUUUAAUAUGUUUGGCAGAGUGUGCCCCCUGCUGGUGAGGGGCUGCAGUGUUGGCUCUUCCCAAGGACAGUCUGGGAGAAAAGAUUAUUAUUCCACUGAUUAUGUGCAGGGAAACUAGAAGAACCUGCAGUUCCAAACCUCCCACCAUUGUACAACAGAGACGCCAAGCGUUGGGAGGGACAGACGGCCAGAGACAGACGUGUGACGACUGAUAUAAAACGACAUGAAACAGAACAAGGCAAAGUCCGUUACGAAUGAAUUGAUAGAGUCAUGAGCGAAUCACAGAGACGGGAACCAUCAUUUUAUUACACUGCGUCUUAUGUAUAAUAUAAUGUAUGUUAAUUCAUACAUCCCAACAUUUUGGAAAUAAAUAGAGGGACAAAAAAACAAGUAUGAUGUCAUGUAUGCAAAAGUGGUCAUUAUCCUCCCGUUUAAAAGGAUUCUGUGGAGGGGAGACUGUUAGCCUAUGAGUAAGUGCCCACCUUUGGCACGAAACGCGUCAGG